This is a messenger RNA of Pararge aegeria (speckled wood butterfly), 10497 nucleotides long. RefSeq names its product probable chitinase 10 (gene ChiR1). Gene Ontology annotation, biological process: chitin catabolic process; carbohydrate metabolic process. The record is from RefSeq and is a predicted model, not a curated record. Gene Ontology annotation, molecular function: chitinase activity; chitin binding. Lineage: Eukaryota; Metazoa; Arthropoda; Insecta; Lepidoptera; Nymphalidae. Gene Ontology annotation, cellular component: extracellular region.
CAGAAAUUCACAAAUUCGCCAUCCCGAAUGCGGUUAUCAUUUCGCCAAAAAAUAUAAGAGAUAUAUCGAUUGGGAAGUAUUUUGUCGAAGUGCUUCCCCGUCAUGGGGCGCAAAUUAAUAGUCUGGUUGGUGGCGCUGUGGGCCAGCUGUUCUGCGUCACCACGUUAUCCCGACGAGAGUCCUUUUGCCCGGAGUGCUGUCGAGACAGUUCCUGACCAUGAUCCAAUUGCACCUCCAAUACGAUCUUCGGUGGAGAGUAUACCACUAAGAUCCGCCUAUGAAGAAGGUGGAGGGAGGCUUCCUUUGAGGGAUGCCGUGGAAAAGAGACCAAUUCCUGUUUUAGAUCGCGAAUCUAUUUAUAAAUAUUUAAAGGAUGCUGAAACAGCGGAUGUGGAAAGUAUAGAAGAAUUAAAAAAAUACUACGGUGCGGCGACUCAUUUUAACAAUGACUCGAGGAUUGAUCAAAGACCGCAGCAAGGAAAUGCGAAUCUCCAAGCCCUGGUGAACGACCCAAACUCGCGACGAUUGGUGGUAUGCUAUGUCGAGUCUUGGGCGGCAUAUCGUGCACCACCACUGGCGUUUACCGCUGGCCUGGUUCCGAAGUCAUGUACACAUCUACACUACGCUUUCGCCGUACUGGAUCCUCACAGCUACGCAGUCAUACCAGCCAAUGAAGACUAUGAUAUAAUCAAAGGUGGCUACCGCAUCGCUACGGGCCUCAAACGGCGUAUCCAAGGCCUCCGUGUGAUAUUAAGUGUAGGCGGCGAGGGCACGGAACGUUUAUUCAGCGAAAUGGUGCAAGAGCCCUACAGACGAAACUCAUUUAUGGAUAGCGCUGUCCAGUUUUUGCAAGAUCACGACUUCGAUGGGCUCGACCUUCACUGGGUUUACGCUGGUGACAAAGACGAACGGGAAAAGGAACUUUUAACUACCCUACUUUACGAGCUUCGUGAAAAAUUUUCAUCCUACGGCUUUCUCCUAUCUACCGUUUUACCACCCUUUAGAUACCAAAUAGAAGAUGGUUAUGAUCUGAGUGCAGUUAGUGGUGCUACAGACUACACGAUCCUUCAGGCUUGGGACAUGAGUCAUGUAAAACGCGACGAUCCUCCUUCCAAAGCCCUACAACACUCUGCCUUGCAUCGGGACCCAGGGGCGUCUGCGCGCGACCAACGAUUUGAUAACAUUGAAUUCAUGGUGAAGUAUGUUCUCCGCCACGGGAUGGCUGCUGAUAAGUUGGUUUUGGGCAUUCCUUUAUUCGGACGAAGUUACAAGUUAUCCGCUUCAACUUUACCCUCACCUGGCGCUUCAGUCGAGGGCUGGGGUGAUGAAGGGCAAUAUACGCAAACUAAAGGAUCGUUAGCUUACUUUGAGAUAUGCAUGUUGAAUCGUGAAGGAAAAGGAGCCAGUGCUGUUGACGCGCAAGGAAAUGCUUAUGCUGUCUUCGACAACCAAUGGAUAAGUUACGAUACCCCGAGCACGGUAUUAGAAAAGAUGAAGUUCAUUAAAAGCAACGGUUUAGCGGGUGCAGCAGCAUGGGCUAUAGAUAUGGAUGACUUCCGCGGUUUGUGUGGAUCACCUUUCCCAAUUUUAAGCGCAAUAUCCACUAGUCUUAAUGGUGAAGCAACUCUCACCGACCAGUCAUCACUUAAGAUUGGAUCUUGUGAGAAUAACACACCAUACUUAGCGUCUGAUCAGGAAUCGUGCGCUCAUUUCCACUUCUGCACCGGAGGCAUUAGUUUUAGAAUGGUUUGUGAAGAUGAAAGACUCUAUGACCCUUCAACAGGAUUUUGUGGGCACCAAGAUGUUGGAAAAUGUAUUCCGGGCCAAAGUCUUAGAAUAAGUGUCGAAGAGGCUGCUCGUUUCUUAUCUCAAGCUUACGAAUCUGAUUUUGAAUGGAGCAGUGUUGUACACAAAGAUACUGAAUACAAGGAGACUGAUAGAUUAAUUACGUCCUAUCAAGCUGACAAUAGAGGAGGUAUGCUAAAAAAGUUUAACAUUUUUGAAAAGCUACUCUUGAAUCUUUUCCUUACGAGAAAUUUAAACAGGACAUUUUACUACGUUUCAGAUAAAAGUAAUGAUAAACGAGUGGUGUGCUAUAUGACCAGUUGGGCAUUUUAUAGACGAAGUCUUGGUAAAUUUGUUCCUGAACACAUCGAUACCAGGCUUUGCACUCACGUUGUAUACGCAUAUGCGUCUUUAUCUCAUGACGAUCUAAUUGCCAAGGAAUUUGAUCCUUGGGCUGACAUUACAAAUAAUCUUUAUGAACGUGUAACAUCCCUGAAAGAUGUUAAAGUACUACUUGGUCUUGGAGGAUGGACCGAUUCCGCAGGCGAUAAAUACUCACGUUUAGUUUCAUCUCCCACCGCACGUGCAAAAUUUGCAGACAAAAUUAUUUCUUUCCUGAGUCUACACAAUUUCAAAGGUCUCCAUUUAGAUUGGAACUAUCCUGUUUGUUGGCAAAGUAACUGUAAAAAGGGUGCAAAAUCAGAUAAAGCAAACUUUGCCAAAUUCGUACAAGAAUUGUCUAAGAAACUACAUUCGGUAAAUAUGGAAUUAGGAAUUGCACUCUCGGGGUAUAAGGAAGUUAUCGAAUCGGCCUAUGAUUUACCAGCCAUAUCCGACGCAGCAGAUUUCAUAAGUGCAAUGACAUACGACUACCAUGGCGGAUGGGAACGGACUACUGCUCAUCAUACACCAAUUACAUCUCUAAAAAAGGAUGCCCUGGCUUAUUAUUCUAUUGAAUAUGCGAUCAAAUCUUUUAUAUCGGGAGGUGUGGACCCUAAGAAGCUGCAGCUUGGAUUAGCGUUCUAUGGUCAGUCGUAUAGAUUAGCGGACACAGAAGGGUCGAGUGGCCCAGGAUCACCCGCCGCAGGUCCUGGUGAAGCUGGCGAGUUCACGAAACAACCAGGAAUGUUAGCAUAUUACGAAAUUUGCUACAGAGUUAAAAACCUCAGAUGGAAGACAGGCCGACAGGAGCAAGCGGGACCGUACGCAUAUUCAGAUAAUCAAUGGGUUGGAUAUGAUGAUCCUAAAUCAAUAACAGAAAAAGUUGAAUGGGCACUGCGACAAGGGUUAGGAGGCGUGACUGCGUGGGCGAUAGAUUUGGACGACUUUAACAACCAAUGCUGCAAUGAGCCCUCGCCUCUUCUGCGAGCAGCAGGACGUGCUCUUGGUCGGUCCGUGCCCCCUCCACCUACCUCCGCGUGUGAACGACCACCAGAACCUAUUACACCCGCUCCUCCUACAACUACUCCCGCUGAGUCUGAUGGAUCAGUGGUAGGCGCUGCCGAUCACGUCAACCAUGAACACCACACAUCAACUACUUGGCCGGGCUGGAAACCUGAUGCUACCACACAAAGCACUUCUCAAACUUGGUGGUCACAAGCCACCACUACUCCGAUGACCACAACUACGUCCAAACGACCAACGACUACAACUCGACGAACUACUACAAGCACAACCACCACAGAGCUACCACAAAUGGAUACUGGUAAGAACGUAGAGGGCGCAGCUUGCGAUGCCGGAGAAUAUGGAUCAGCACCAGGCGAAUGUGAGAGCUACCUACAGUGCGAGGCUGGUCGUUGGCGGAAGCAUCGCUGUGCUCCCGGUUUGCACUGGUCAUCUAAAUCCAACCGUUGCGACUGGCCCAGCUUUGCUAAAUGCACUGUAUCCUCGACUAGUGGUUCAAGUACAACGACCACUACUCUGGCACCUAUGACAUCACGGCCACCUCCUAGACCCACUACGACUAAAAGAACUACGACUACAUCUAGAACUACUACUACAACUAGUACUACUACUUCCACAACAGCCAGACCCACUACCGCGGCUCCUAUUCAAGAUGAAAUUUCUGAGGGUAUAUCUUGCAAUGGCCAAGAUUAUCGCGAAGUGCCGGGCGAUUGCAACUCAUAUCUUCACUGUGACGGAUCUGUAUGGCGUCUACAACGUUGCGCUCCUGGUUUACACUGGAGUACUGCGCAGAAGCAUUGCGAUUGGCCACGAUAUGCGAAAUGUGGAAGUACAACGGCUAAGCCUACUACUGCUGCUACCAAGCCAUCUCGACCACCACCAAGACCUACGAAACCACCAACAACAACAACAACAACAACAACAACAACAACAGUGCCAAGCAAUCGGCCAAUGGAAGGUGGCGUUUGCGGAGGUAGCGACGUUCAUGCCCCGGCGUCCUCUUGCGACUCGUACUUGCUUUGCGUCAGUGGACAUUGGAGCAAGCAGUUGUGCCCACCUGGACUACACUGGGACAAACGUACCGAUCGCUGUGACUGGGUCGAAUUCGCAAAGUGUGAAGUGAGACUUCCAGAAAAAACUACGAAGAGACCAUUGCAAAAUCCGUUUACGACAAGUAAAACAACGAAGAGGCCCACAACAGCUCGGACGACAACAAGAAGACCCACCACACAAUCUGGGCAAUAUCAAGUUCCAACGCGCUGUGCUACCGGCACGUACCAUGGACAUCCGCGCUGUGAAAAAUUCUACGUUUGCGUGAACGGCGCGCUCAUCGCUCAAAGCUGUGCACCAGGUCUCGUGUGGAACCAACAGCAUUCUCAGUGUGACUUCCCAAGGGCCAAUUCUUGUACCGAUAGGAGACAAGUCACUUCUACAACUUCAGAAUUAAAACCAAGCCAGUUGAUCGAUGAGAAACCAAUGUUCUGUGAGAGCGGACAGUAUGCCAAUGAUCCAAAUGAUUGUACCCGAUAUUUGCAUUGUCUAUUCGGCAAAUUUGAAGAGUUUGCAUGCAGCGCUGGCUUACAUUGGAACCAGGAAAAACAAAUUUGCGACUGGCCCAGCAGCGCUGAAUGCAAGGUCCAAAAAGUUACAACAACUACUACCACCAUUCAACCAAUACAAAUGGAUCCCGAAGACACUGAAAGUCUUCCCGCGCCAUCUAAGCCAAUCGUAGAUUUAGUGGACGCGAGUACUAAACCAGAACUUCUGAACACACGAUACAAGCUUGUGUGUUACUACACUAAUUGGUCCUGGUACCGACCUGGUCUAGGUAAAUUCACACCAGAAGAUAUGGACCCCUCAAUCUGUACGCACAUUGUUUAUGGAUUUGCUGUCUUAGGUGAUGAUGGCCUUAUCAAGGCACACGAUCCCUGGGCAGAUACUGAAAACCGUUUCUACGAGAGGGUUGUAGAAUUUAAAAAAUACGGUGCCAAAGUUACUCUUGCAAUAGGUGGAUGGAAAGACUCAGUUGGAGACAAAUAUUCUAAAUUAGUGAAUAAUCCACAAGCUCGUGCCAAAUUUAUCACGCAUACUCUUCAGUUCAUAGAGAAUUAUAAUUUCGAUGGACUUGAUUUGGAUUGGGAAUAUCCUAAAUGUUGGCAGGUGGAUUGCUCGAAGGGUCCCGACUCAGACAAAGAAGGCUUCGCAAACUUAGUUAGAGAGCUUUCAGCUGUAUUCAAACCUAAAGGGUUAUUGUUGUCUUCUGCUGUGUCUCCGAGUAAAAUGGUCAUAGAUGCUGGAUAUGAUGUACCAGUGUUAGCGAAAUAUUUGGACUGGAUCGCUGUCAUGACAUAUGAUUAUCAUGGCCAAUGGGAUAUGAAGACUGGACACGUUGCUCCACUUUACUAUCACCCUGACGAUGAUUAUACCUACUUUAAUGCUAAUUAUACUAUACACUACUGGAUGGAGAAGGGUGCCCCUGCUUCGAAAUUGGUUAUGGGCAUACCACUUUAUGGGCAAUCUUUCACUACUCGCUCUCAAUCGGAUAAUCGCAUUUCGAAUGGCCUGAACGUGCCUGCUAUAGCAGGAGGAGAUGCUGGUGAAUACACGCGGGCUAAUGGCUUCUUAGCCUAUUACGAGAUUUGUGAACGCAUUAAAGAUCGCAGAUGGACAGUAAUUAAAGACCCUAAUCAACGUAUGGGUCCUUUUGCUCACAAAGGCAAUCAAUGGGUCUCAUUUGAUGACAUUGAUAUAAUUAAAAAGAAAGCCAACUUCAUUAAAUCCUUAGGUCUUGCUGGGGGAAUGGUUUGGGCUAUAGAUCUAGAUGAUUUUAAGAACAGGUGUAAUCAAGGAAAAUAUCCGCUCCUAAACACUAUUAAAAACUCCCUAUUAGACACAAAAGUAGAUUUAGAACUGGAAUCUUCUGAACCUUUGCCUGAACCACAAAACGCAAUAGAUGAUUAUGAAGACAUUGAAGUGAAGCCUGCAUAUAACAAACCCAGUACAACUGCACGUCCCACGGUAACUACGCGUCCUGUUAUAACUGCACGUCCCACGGUAACUACGCGUCCUGUUUUAACUGCACGUCCCACUACAACUAAGAAACCAACAACAACUGCUAUCGUUAAUGAUGAGAAGGAAGAAGAAAAAUAUAAAGUGGUCUGUUACUAUACGAACUGGGCCUGGUACAGACCAAGCGCUGGAAAAUACACGCCGAGUGACAUUGAUCCCUCCCUUUGUACCCAUAUUGUAUACGCAUUUGCAGUAUUGGAUAGCGCUAAGUUGGUUAUCAAACCACAUGAUAACUGGCUGGAUGUUGAAAACAAAUUUUAUGAAAAAGUAGUAGCUCUUAAAAGCCGUGGGGUAAAAGUAGUCCUUGGCUUGGGAGGUUGGAACGAUUCCGCAGGCGACAAAUAUUCCCGACUCGUCAACAACCCCUCUGCGAGGAGGAAGUUCAUUGUGCAUGUAGUCGACUUCUUACAGCAAUAUGAAUUCGAUGGAUUGGACCUCGACUGGGAAUAUCCGAAAUGCUGGCAAGUUGAAUGUGAAAAGGGACCAAAUUCGGACAAGCAAGGUUUUGCUGCACUGGUCAAAGAAUUGCGCAGUGCCUUUGUUCCUCGCGGCCUUCUACUCUCUGCUGCAGUGUCGGCAAGCAAACGCGUGAUAGAAUUAGCAUAUGAUAUCCCUGUCCUCUCAAGGAAUUUGGAUUGGAUAUCUUUAAUGACCUAUGAUUACCAUGGACAGUGGGAAAAGAAGACUGGCCACUUAGCACCCAUGUAUUCCUAUAAUUCAGAUGACGACAACACACUAAACGCGAACUUCACCGUUAAUUACUGGUUAAGUAAAGGCACCCCACGUCAUAAAUUAAUACUGGGUGUGCCAUUCUAUGGACAGUCGUUCUCUCUGAUGGAGAAUUCCGGUAACAACUUGGGAGCGCCAAGUUACGCCGGCGGAGAAGCUGGAGAUGAGACGAGAGCUCGUGGUUUCUUGUCAUUCUAUGAGAUAUGCGAUCGUAUAAAAGUUCAAGGGUGGCGGGUAGUUCGUGAUCCAGGCGGCCGAAUGGGACCAUAUGCAACCUUAAACGAUCAGUGGGUGUCAUUUGACGACGACUUCAUGGUACGCCAUAAGGCUGAAUACGUUCGGGCAAUGGAACUUGGUGGUGCCAUGGCGUGGACGCUGGACCUGGAUGAUUUCAAUGGCCGAAACUGUGGCUGUGGAAAAUAUCCGUUACUAGCCACAAUAAACCAUGUGUUACGAGAGAAAGAGCAACCUCCGUCAUGUUCUUUGGAAGAAAUACAAACCCCGCCAAACGCAGUUGCGACAACAACUAUUGAGCCUGGUGAGCAAGAGCAACUACCACCUUUAUCUGACACCGAAAGUAAUAAUGAUGAUUCUCCGCUUGAUGGAUCUUCAUUAGAAGGUAAAUCUUGCUCUGGGAUUACUUUCAAGGAGGAUGAAUUGGAUUGUUCUAAAUAUUAUUUGUGUCUUAAUGGAGAGUACAUUCAACUAAUAUGUCCGUCCCCGCUUGUUUGGAGUCAGAAUCACUGCGAUUUCCCGCAAAAAUCUAGAUGCAAGGGCAAGACAAGUCUAAGAAUCACGGACGGGAACAAUGAAAUUGAAUCUGAACACAAGCCCAUAAUUGCGUGUUACUUUACUAAUUGGGCAUAUUAUAGGAAAGACAAUGGCAGUUUUGGACCAGAACAAAUAGAAUCUUCUCUUUGCACACAUAUAAUUUACGCCUGGGCACAUCUCGAUAGCGCUAGUAAUACAAUAGUUCCUGGUAAUCCAGAAUUGGACAUUAGCAAUGAUUUCUACGGAAAGAUAACAGACUUCAAAUUGAAAGGUCUGAAAGUAAUUAUAGGUAUCGGUGGAAUAGAAAACUCAAUAGAUUAUAAAUGGAGUCAAGUUACAGCUGAUCCUGUUAAACGAAAAAUAUUUGUACAAUCUGUUAUAAAAUUCCUACAAAAGUGGAAAUUCGACGGAGUUCAAAUAGCUUGGCAAUAUCCUGUAUGCAAGGAGGCACCUUGCACGGAACAGGAUUCAUCCGACAAAGAUAAUUUCAGCGUAUUGUUAACUGAAUUAGCUAAAGUAUUGCGUCGUCAUAACUACGAGUUAUCAGCUAUGGUCUCUCCAAAUCCAGAAAUUGCAGCACUGGCUUAUGACCCUUCAAUUCUGACUGCAACACUCGACUGGAUGGUCAUUGCAGCAAACGACUACUAUGAGUCUGAUUCAAGAAGAACUGCUUAUCUUUUGCCGUUGACAAGCAAUGAAUCAUAUAAAAUGGAUAAUUUGCACGCAAUCAUAGGUUUUUGGUCGAGCAUAGUGCCAGUUAGUCAACUCGUAAUGGGUCUGCCUGCAUACGGUCGUUCUUACACUCUCAGAAGUGAGCUAAGUAAUGGUAUUGGUGCAUCUAUAGCUGGCCCGGGCAAACCAGGCUCAUUUACACGUAUCCCCGGAUUUUUGGCUUAUUAUGAGAUUUGCAAGGAAACGAAAUCGGAAGACUGGAAAGUGGUGUCAAAUAAGGAGGGUACUUAUGCAGUACAAGGAUCUCAAUGGGUGUCAUAUUUGCGACCUUAUGACAUCUACAGUAUCUCAGCGGUAAUGUCUCGUUCAGGUAUGCGAGGAGCAGCCUUGUGGGCCCUCGACUUAGAUGACUGGCGAGGAAGAUGCUCCUGCCGCCAGUGGCCUAUGCUAGAUGCCCUCAGAAAAGGAUCAUCUGUAAAGGAAAUAAGGAUACCUGUGAAAUGGGGGCAUAUGGCGGCAAAGCUAUGGGGCAACGAGCACGAACGACCGAUACUGGCUCUGCACGGCUGGCAGGACAACGCGGGUACCUGGGACCCCUAUGCGCCGAUGCUAUGCGAUAAACGCCCAAUAUUAGCCCUCGACUUUCCUGGCCAUGGCUUUUCUUCUUGGAUACCAGAUGGGAUGCAGUAUUACCCGUGGGAUCUACCACGAUUAAUCCUUUAUUUGAAAGAUUACUUCAAAUGGGAUAAGGUGUCACUGUUAUGUCACUCGAUGGGGUCAAUUGCUGGUAUGCGCUUUGCAAGUGUGUUUCCAGAUGAUAUCGACUUUUACAUCGCAGUCGACAGCCUAAUUUACGACGAUUACGAUUUAAAUCAAGUUGUUGCGCAUUAUUCAAAGAUUUUAAGGAAACUACAAGCCUUACAGGAUCUUAAAGGUGAACCACCAUCUUACACAACCGAAGAGAUCAUUAAGAUAUGGCAUUUGGGUACAACAAAAUCUGUAGCUAUGAAAAGCGUACCAUAUUUACUGAAACGUGGCGCUAAAGAAUCUACAAAGGAACCAAACAAAUACUAUUUCUCGAGAGAUCCGCGACUAAAGCACAUACUGUUCAGUGCAGAGGACAAGAAGCUUGUUGAAACGAUGGUAAAACGUAUAAAAUGCCCAACGCUUUAUUUCAAAGGAAUAGAUUCUCCUUACGCGUCUGAUGAACAUUCUGUCGAGAUGCGCGAAAUAAUUGCACAGAAUAAUAGCAAUUUCGAGUGUCAUUUUGUACCCUCCACUCAUCAUUUGCAUUUAAAUAAUCCCGAAUUAAUAGAACCUAUAAUAUUAAAUUUUUUACAGAAACAUAAUUUUUUAAAGUAAUGUAAAUUUGAGACAUAUAGGUGUAUAAAUUUUUUAAUAAUCAUGCCUUAUUAAAUACCAUGUGUGUAGCGCAAAUAUGAAUAAUUGGCAUACGAUGUUGUAAAUUUUACGAUUGCUUCCAUUUUCAGUAUUAAACUUAUUUAUUACACAUUUACGAUAACGUAGGUACGGGUAUAAUUUGACGUUACAAAUGUUUUUAUAGUGUAAGAGUAUUAGAUAACAUGGGUAUAACUACGGGAUAAACGAUCCCUACAUAUACGAAGUUGUACCUUUUAAAUGUCAGAAAGUGACAAAACACUGAACUAUUUACAUUUAUUUACACACACACUAAAACUAUUACUCAAAUUCAAAACGCAGAAGCUUACAGUAACAAGAGCUCAUAGCAAAUGUUGAGAUCCAACCAAAGUCACACAGAGUCAAAACGACCAACGCUUUUCACUUCUGACAACUUUAAUAGGUAUGUCUGCCCUAAAAUACUUUCUCAGAACUCGUUAUGCUUGUGUGUAUCAUUUAUUGCUGUAAGCAUUUCUAAAAGAAUGUAUAGCAAAAUCAAUGUAAAUUAAUUAUUUGUAUUUACAUUGAUUUUGCAAUAUUCUUGUGCCAGACAUAUAAGUAAUUAUUUGGCAAGUAUAACCUUAAUCACAAUACUACUACUUGUAGGUACUUUACUUUCAAUUUAUUUACUGCAGUGAAAAUAAAAUUCAA